Molecule: messenger RNA, 5347 nt
Organism: Acipenser ruthenus (sterlet)
Lineage: Eukaryota; Metazoa; Chordata; Actinopteri; Acipenseriformes; Acipenseridae
Product: disks large homolog 2
Exons: 30
Coding region: 798-3941 (1047 amino acids)
Biological process (GO): chemical synaptic transmission
Cellular component (GO): postsynaptic density membrane; neuron projection; neuromuscular junction
Molecular function (GO): kinase binding
Source: RefSeq, a predicted model, not a curated record
UUUGAUAACAAUGCAUUUUUUUUAACAGAAAAGCACCCAGAAUUUGGCAAUUAACUUUAUGAACAAGUAACUUAGGGCAACAUUUCUGCGUCUUUAGUCAAAAAUUGGAUUCUAAGUACCCGCAGGAGACUUUUUUUCCCUGUUCAUACUAGGAGCUGUAACGUUAAUUACUGUAUACUGUGCCUUUAACGUUUACUGUAACUGUGAUUGGGUUCCUUUUAUAAAUCCUCCGCUCGUCAGAUGGGAGGAUCAUUGACAUCAUGGCAGUGGGCUGUUCGCGAUUACCUCGAAGAACAGUGAUUGGAACCAGGGUAUCAUCAUGUUGGACAAUUUGGAGCAAGGAAAGUUUUUCAUUUGAAUUAAGCGGUGGGAAGUUAACAAUGAGGUUACCUGAGGUCGUCUUGGAAAAUAAAGACUGAAUACAACGUUAUGGGAGGCCCGAUAAGACAUUUACUGUAAUGGAAGUACUAAAAAUGAAUUUGCUUCAAACAAAAUAACAGUGGAGACUGUGAAGCUAACCACUGAAUUUCUGUUAUUUUUAAGGUCACAUGUUGUGUUGCAACGUCAGCACAGAAACCGGAGCCGGUGCCCGUUGGUUCAAAUCUGUUAAUUCUGCUUCAUGUGUUUCCUUCUGUGUGAGUGCACGUUUUGACAUUGUGAAAAGUGGGGAAGAGUGCCUGAAAACCUUUUUUUUUAUGUUGUGCUGAAAAGGGUCGGGUUUAUUGUUUUAUUCUAAGAACAACUCUUAAAGGAGUAUCAGCUUUGAACAAAGUAGAAGCUCUGGAAUAAAAGCAAGGAUGCCAGUGAGAAAAAAAGACACAGUUCGGGCUUUAGUGCUGCUGGAAGACUAUUGUACCAGACUAAGGAAACCUGAAGAACAACAGCUAAAAACUGCCAUCCUGAGGGUGAUGGGGAUCUUCAAAAGCAGCUUGUUUCAAGCACUGCUAGAUAUACAGGAGUUUUAUGAAGUUACAUUACUCAACACACGCAAAAGCUGUGAACAGAAGACUGAAGAAGUCAAUCAUGUAGCUGAUAAAUGGGAGAGGACUAACUCCCCCACCGCAGUCCUGCAGCAUCAUCACAGAGGCCAAGAGCCAAGAGAAAAAAACUGUUUGGAAUGCUUCCUACCUGAACUGGAGCAAAAACAGCAACCAUUUCAAAACCACGAUGAAGGCAGCAAACCAGAGAACAGGUCGGCUACAGUGCAAGCUUCACCACACACUGCCCAGCCAACAUGCCUCAAUCCAGCCCUGAUGAAUACUCCCUGGAAUUACCAGUACCAGGACGAAGAUUCACUAGCACUAGAUCACGGCUACCCUCAGUUAACCAACGAAGUGCGGCCCCCAGAGCUGGUCCAUGUGUCUGAGAAGAACUUGUCUGAGAUUGAAAACGUCCACGGAUAUGUUUCUCAUUCACAUAUUUCUCCACUAAAGCCUCCACUGAUUACCCGUUUUGAUCUAACAUACCCAGGUCUGACUGCUUCAAACUACCUGGCAAGCCCUCCUCCUAUAAUUGUCAACACAGAGACGCUGGACACUGUGCCGUAUGUAAAUGGAACAGAAAUUGAAUAUGAAUUUGAAGAAAUCAUGCUGGAAAGGGGUAACUCAGGGCUGGGAUUUAGUAUUGCUGGAGGCAUAGACAACCCUCACAUCGGAGAUGACCCUGGCAUAUUUAUUACAAAAAUCAUACCCGGUGGAGCUGCUGCAGAAGACGGGCGACUGAGAGUCAAUGACUGCAUCCUGCGGGUGAACGAUGCUGACGUUUCUGAAGUCUCUCACAGUAAAGCCGUGGAAGCCCUUAAAGUGGCGGGCUCAAUCGUGCAUCUAUACGUGCGCAGGAGAAGACCCAUGCUAGAGACAGUCAUUGAAAUCAAACUCAUUAAAGGACCAAAAGGGCUGGGGUUUAGUAUCGCAGGAGGAGUGGGGAACCAACACAUCCCUGGUGACAACAGUAUUUACGUGACCAAAAUCAUAGAUGGUGGGGCAGCACAGAAAGAUGGGAGGUUACAAGUUGGAGACAGGCUACUUAUGGUUAACAACUACAGUUUAGAAGAAGUGAGCCAUGAGGAAGCUGUAGCGAUACUGAAAAACACAUCAGAUGUCGUCUAUCUGAAAGUAGGAAAGCCUACCAACGUUUACUUAACAGACCCUUACGGACCACCAGAUCUCACACAUUCUUUCUCUCCAACAAUGGAAAAUCAUAUCUCUUCGCCCGGCAACAAUGGCAGUCUGGAGUACAAUGCCACGCUUCCUCCCAUUUCACCAGGGAGAUACUCCCCCAUUCCAAAACACAUGCUCGGAGAAGAGGAUAUUAACAGGUUGGAUGGUUUUUCGUUCUUACGAAAUGCCUCAUUAGAUGAAGCUGACAGUCACAAGUUUGAUUCCCAGCACUUCCAGUUGAGGCCUCCUGAGCCCGUUUACAGCACUGUGAACAAACUGUGUGACAAACCACCUUCUCCACGACACUAUUCCCCUGCUGAAUCUGAUAAAAGCCUCCUCCACUCCAUUCCUUUCCCUCACUAUCACAUAGGCCUGCUCCCUGACUCUGAGAUAACCAGGGAGCCUCGGAAGAUCGUUCUGCACAAGGGUUCCACGGGACUGGGCUUCAACAUCGUCGGGGGCGAGGAUGGAGAGGGGAUCUUUGUGUCCUUCAUCCUGGCGGGAGGACCGGCAGACCUCAGCGGGGAGCUACGGCGAGGGGACCAGAUCCUGUCUGUCAAUGGCAUAGAUCUGCGAGGUGCUACUCAUGAGCAGGCAGCGGCUGCGUUGAAGGGAGCUGGGCAGACGGUAACCAUCAUUGCACAGUACAGACCAGAAGAAUACGGUCGAUUUGAAGCAAAAAUCCAUGAUUUGCGGGAGCAGAUGAUGAACCACAGCAUGAGCUCCGGAUCAGGCUCCCUGCGAACCAGUCAGAAACGCUCUCUCUACGUUAGAGCACUGUUUGACUAUGACAAAGUGAAGGACAGUGGUCUCCCAAGCCAAGGCCUCAGCUUCAAGUAUGGAGAUAUUCUCCAUGUCAUCAACGCCUCCGAUGAUGAGUGGUGGCAAGCGAGGAGAGUCACGCCAGAGGGAGACAGCGACGAAAUGGGAGUCAUACCCAGCAAAAGACGAGUGGAAAGGAAAGAAAGAGCGCGCCUAAAGACUGUGAAGUUCAAUGCCAAGCCAGGUGUGAUUGACUCCAAAGGGGACAUCCCUGGAGUAGGUGACGACGGGUAUGGAACAAAGACUCUGAAAUAUGCUACUUCUAUCGACAGCGAUAGUAAGAGUAGCUACACUGGAAUCAAGGGACUGACAGAAUGGGUAUGCAGGACUCCAGAGGACUUGAUUCUCUCCUAUGAACCUGUCACCCGGCAAGAAAUUAACUACACCAGACCUGUUAUCAUCUUGGGACCAAUGAAAGACAGGAUCAAUGAUGAUCUGAUAUCUGAAUUCCCUGACAAGUUUGGAUCGUGUGUCCCACACACCACAAGACCAAAGCGUGACUACGAAGUGGACGGAAGGGACUACCACUUUGUCAUCUCAAGAGAACAAAUGGAAAAAGACAUCCAAGAGCACAAGUUUAUUGAAGCUGGGCAGUAUAAUGACAAUCUCUACGGAACCAGCGUCCAGUCUGUGAAAUACGUUGCAGAACGGGGCAAGCACUGUAUACUUGACGUAUCAGGAAAUGCUAUUAAAAGAUUACAAGUUGCACAGCUUUACCCAAUUGCCAUCUUUAUUAAGCCCAGAUCUGUUGAGUCUUUAAUGGAAAUGAAUAAAAGACUGACGGAGGAGCAGGCAAAGAAGACAUAUGACAGAGCCAUCAAGCUAGAACAAGAGUUUGGCGAGUUUUUCACAGCUCUUGUUCAAGGAGACACCUUAGAAGACAUUUAUAACCACUGCAAAUUAGUCAUAGAGGAGCAAUCAGGACCUUACAUCUGGAUUCCCUCAAAGGAAAAAUUAUAAAACCUCCCCAGGAUCUGGGACUGCAAACAUAGGAAUAAUUUGUAAUAUAUUAUUAUUAUUAUUAUUAUUAUUAUUAUUAUUAUUAUUAUUAUUAUUAUUAUUUGACUUUUUGUUAUGGUUGCAUUUUUUUUUUUCGUUUUUCACUUUCAAUAUGAAUGUACACCACAAAGUGUUUGAGGCUUUCUGACCUAAAAAAAAAAAGGAUAAGGUUAUUUUUUUUUUUUGUUAAAACAACAGGAAUCGAUGUUGGACACAGAUCCGUAAAAAACAAACAAAACAAAAAAAAACGACAUCCACACAACAAUCUGUUAUAAACAUGUGGAGGUAACAAAUAUAGAUAUCAGCUCCUGUCUCUAUCCAAACAUGUUCUAGCACUCAAGUGCCCUGAAGGUACCCCUUGCACAUUUGUGGUAAACACAGUUAUUUUUUGUAUCUAUGCACACACGGACUCGAGUGUGUUUUUGUUUUGUUUGUUUAUUUUAUUAUGUAGGAGUCUACAUCACCUUAAAUCGUUUAUUUGUGUCUUCUGUGGGCUCUUAAUGAAAUAUGUGUAAUACAUAAUAUAAAGAAAAAAAACGCUUUAACUAGUGGAAAUAAAAAAGGGAUUUAACUGUGUAUGGGAAUUUUGACACUAGAUAUUUUGAAAUUUGUAUUAAUAGAGGACACUACAGCACAGAUUAAAAAAAUAAUAUUUAUAAGAAAAUAUAUAACUUUGUAAAAAGCAAAUUUUAUUGGUGGAAAAUAAGUGUUUUGCGGUACAUUUAGUACUGGCUGUUGGGAUUGUUUAAAGAAAAACAAAGGGCAAACUGAUGUGUCUUAGGACAACAACUGCCACCUUAAAAAAAAAAAAAAACACAUGAUGAUAUUGCUUUAUUUUUUUGUUUUGCUACUUUACCUGACUGAAGACUUGGCCUUUUUGUGAGUUAUACCUGGUGUUUGUUGGGUUGCCCCCUUCUGAAGUGAACAGAACCGGGUAUGUACAGCUGAAACACUGAGGGGUCUACUGAAUUCUAUAUUACUGGAAUCCUGCCUGUGUUCCCCCCAGAGAUGAUAUAUUGACACGCCCCCUUAAUGACAUCACUGAAUACAAUGAGAAAAUGUUCUGUGAUACAGCAGGUUUACAGGUUUUAUGGUGGCAGGAUUACCAUCUUCUGUUGUUUAAAUCAUUAAGCCCCCCUAGGACAGUCCUAUCUUGUUGUUUCCUAAUGCGCCUCAUUGUAAGCGAAGGGGAAAAAAUGGAAAUCAGCAGUAUAGAAAGUAUAUUACACUGAUUCCCAUAAAAACAAGAUUUAAAAGUUAUGUCACUUAUAUAUUCAAGUUGGAAAUACUGUUAGAUUUGUAUCUUUUUUAAAAAUCUUGACCAAAUGCUUAGCCUUGUAAUUAUGUAAUAAAUGCAUCAUAUCGUU